AUGGCGCAGCAAUCGGCCCGCUACAUUAUUCACGCCGACCUGGACGCGUUCUACGCGGCAGUGGAACAGCUGGAUCGCCCUGAGCUCCGCGGCAAGCCCGUGCUCGUGGGAGGCAGACCCGAAGGCCGCGGCGUGGUGGCCACAGCAUCAUACGAGGCCCGCGAAUUUGGGGUGCACUCAGCAAUGCCCAUGGCAACUGCCAUCCGGCAAUGCCCCGACGGUAUAGUAGUUCGACCUCGUUUCGACCGUUACCGGGAAAUGUCGGGGCAGGUUAUGCACAUUUUUCGGUCAGUCACCCAUAUUGUUGAGCCUCUGUCGCUUGAUGAAGCAUUUCUCGACAUAACCGCAGUCGCCGCUGCCGGCGGUUCCCCUCUCGCCAUCGCUAUCGAUAUAAAAAAGCGAGUAUCCACGGAAACCGGCCUAAAGGUUUCCGUGGGAUUAAGCAGUAGCAAGUGCGUUUCCAAGAUCGCAUCCGACCUGCAAAAACCAGAUGGCCUUGUCGUUAUCCCGGCAGGGCAAGAAGCCGAAUUCUUGGCUCCGUUGCCCGUGGGCAAACUUUCCGGGAUUGGUCCAAAAUCCGUUGCGCGCAUUCACGCUGACGGAGUGAGAACCAUCGGCGACCUGGCGCAGAUGCCCGACAGUUGGUUCGCCCACCGAUUCGGAAAGCGCGGUCCAAGCAUCCGCGACCACUCCCGCGGUAUCGACCACGACCGCGUCCAACCGGUGCGCGAAAGAAAAUCAAUCAGCAGCGAGACCACUUUUCCCGAGGAUCUCAACGAUUCUAAGGACCUGUUCGCGGUUAUCCGACGAUUGUCUGAGCAUGUUGCCAGCGCGUUGACCGACAAAGGAUUACUCGGCAGGACGGUGACCGUGAAAAUGCGGCUCUCCGAUUUCACGACGUUUACCCGUCAGACCACGUUACCCAACCCCACCAGCGACGCCGCCACAAUAGAAUCUACAGCCCGAACCUUGCUGGAUCGGGAACUGGCGCCAGAACGGGCAUUCCGUCUGCUCGGAGUGGGAAUCUCCGGGUUCACCGACCACGGAGAAUCAAACCGGGAACGGCACGUGCCCGCUGAUUCUCCGCACACUGUUGGGACCCUGUCGACGCCCGAUUAUCAAUACCGUAUGCCGUUACUGUUCGAUGGUGGCCCGACGCAAACCGGAAUAUAG
This is a messenger RNA of Geodia barretti, 1173 nucleotides long. The record is from the annotation of a GenBank genome assembly. Lineage: Eukaryota; Metazoa; Porifera; Demospongiae; Tetractinellida; Geodiidae.